Closterium sp. NIES-65 is the source of this 726-nucleotide messenger RNA. The record is from the annotation of a GenBank genome assembly. NCBI's taxonomy places the organism in Eukaryota, Viridiplantae, Streptophyta, Zygnematophyceae, Desmidiales, Closteriaceae.
AUGGUUUCUAAACCAUCCGCCAUGCUGUCACACCUGCCAUCCCUCCCCACCCCGCCUUGUGCAGAAAGGUCUUCUCUCCUUUCUGCGGGGCACCGUGAAGAGACCUUCUCACCCCGCCAAGACACGAGACAUACUUACAAGUUUGGGCUAGCCUUGGCCCCUACAAGCCUGGUUACUGUUCCCGCUGCCCGGUUACAGUUCAUGCCGCCCGUCACUGUUCAUGCCGCCCGUCACUGUUCAUGCCGCCCGUCACUGUUGAUGCCGCCCGUCACUGGUCGUGCCGCCCGUCACUGGUCGUACCGCCCGUCACUGGUCGUGCCGCCCGUCACUGGUCGUGCCGCCCGUCACUGGUCGUGCCGCCCGUCACUGGUCGUGCCGCCCGUCACUGGUCGUGCCGCCCGUCACUGGUCGUGCCGCCCGUCACUGUUCGUGCCGCCCGUCACUGCUCGUGCCGCCCGUCACUGCUCGUGCCGCCCGUCUCUGCUCGUGCCGCCCGUCUCUGCUCGUGCCGCCCGUCACUGCUCGUGCCGCCCGGUCACUGCUCCUGCCGCCCGGUCACUGCUCCUGCCGCCCGUCACUGCUCCUGCCGCCCCGUUACUGUUCAUGCCGCCCGAUUACCAUGCCAUGCCAUGUCCUCGUGCUCGUUUCCGCCCUUGCUCGUUUCUGCCCUUGCUCGUUUCUGCCGACAGUGACGGGCGCAGCUGGGCAACGGUGCGGCGAGGCUAA